Thelazia callipaeda (thelaziosis nematode) is the source of this 1529-nucleotide messenger RNA. The record is from the annotation of a GenBank genome assembly. NCBI's taxonomy places the organism in Eukaryota, Metazoa, Nematoda, Chromadorea, Rhabditida, Thelaziidae.
AGGAUGCGUUACCAGACAGCCGAGAAGCACUGCGUAUAUUGCUUUCUGAGUCAACAUUAGGGACCCCUGAUUGUUUGCGUUGUGUUGUAAAGGCAUUGCUCAAUUGCAUGAAAAGAUUUCCAAUUGAUCGUCAGUCAGUUUUCAGAUGUAUGAGCAAUCUGGGUCGCCGUCAUGCAACAUUCGUUCAGCUUUUGUGUGAUGAGUUGCUUGAAUUACAUUCUGUAUUUGAUAUUACAGAACCAGUAUUAGACGAUCAUUUUUAUUUAUCCAAGCUCAUACUGAUACUGAAUGCUGCAAGUGUUCAUGAUCCUAUAUCUUCGUUAUUGCCAUCGUUUGUUGUACGGCAUUAUAAUUUUCUUCGAUGCUCAAUGCCUAUUUUGGUACCUGCUGUUGCUGCUUUCUCGAAUGGAAGCACGUCAAAUAGUGAUAACUCCGAUAUCACCGUAGUUUUUUCUGGAGAACGGACUCGCUCCUUACUUGAGCAUACUUAUAAAAUGAUGCAAGAAGCCUCUCAAGCUCAAUCUUGUGACCAGCGUAUGAUUGAAAAAACUCAUUUGCUUAGAGAUAUGGAUGCUCUAUGUGAAAGUGAUGAAGAAGUAGCUGGUACCGCGCAAUUCUUAUCCUGUUUAUUAAAGAUUCUUACUCAGUGUGAACUCAGUGUAAAAAUUCUGUCUUAUGGAGGGGAUUUGCAUGUUGCACUGAGUGCUAUUGAUGAGGGUCUAAGACUUUUGGAACGUACCGAUGACGAAUUUUCAUCAGUUGACAAGAGAAUGAUGGGAACGCUUCAAGAGUUCCACUUUCAACUUUCUAUUUUACGCCUAGCUGUAUUAUUUGAAUUGGAACCUGGAGCUCAUGUCGACUCACAUCAGCUCAUAAAUUUGGAAGUGGAUCGAUUUAAGGAGCAAUUGCAGUUUUUAUCGGUAUCUCCAAGUGAGUCAAUGAUAAAUAUAUUAAUUGGAAUUAAAAGAAUUUUGGAUAAAUCAGAAGCAAAGAAGCUUGUUAAUGGUCUGAAUCUGUUUGCUUUGUUCCAAUCAAACCCAAUUUUGCUUCAAAAAAAAUAUACAUCACUCUGCGGCAUUUGUAUCAAAUGGGCCCAGAUUGUUGAACCAUCAGAAAUUCCUAAUGAACCAAUUCGUUUCGUUGUUGGAUUACCACUUGGAAUUUCGAUCAAUAUUAUAUUACAUAACUUCAACAAAGACGACAUUUCUCGAUUCAGAAUUAAGACGGAUUAUCCUGAUCGCAGUUCUACUUUGUUUCGCCCUCGAGGAAGUGAUUUUAAAGAGAUUGCUUCACAAACUUAUCGCCUUCUAUGUAAAGUGUUGGUUCAAGUGGAUAAUAUCUGGUCUGAAGCUGCUCGAAUUUAUUUUGGAUUCGUAUUGAAGUCACGGUACACUCCAAAUCCAGAAAUACCUUUAGUAAGCGACGGCGUCAGGUCACCGUACAUAACGAUUGCAGAAUCACCGUUUUCAAAGAGGCAAGCAACUAUAGAAAUUCCUAUCCAACCAAUGCAACCGAAAGCAAGCUGUUAG